Molecule: messenger RNA, 1223 nt
Organism: Ricinus communis (castor bean)
Lineage: Eukaryota; Viridiplantae; Streptophyta; Magnoliopsida; Malpighiales; Euphorbiaceae
Product: lignin-forming anionic peroxidase
Exons: 4
Coding region: 127-1104 (325 amino acids)
Biological process (GO): response to oxidative stress; hydrogen peroxide catabolic process
Molecular function (GO): peroxidase activity; heme binding
Source: RefSeq, a predicted model, not a curated record
CUUCAUCAACUUUCACAUCUCUCUAUUCUUUUGCUCGUGUUAAGCCUCCCAAAAGCUACAUUAAUUGUUUAAUUCUUCAUUACAAAUACAAAACCCAUAGUUUUCUUCUUGAGAAUACGAAAAGUAAUGGCAACUCCGGUACCUGAUGUUUUAGUAUCACCCGCAAAAGCAGUAGGUGUCAUGUUUAUGUUACUGCUCUUGAUGAGCUCAGCAUGCCAGGCUCAACUCACCUCUAGAUUUUAUGACAAUUCAUGUCCCAAUGCUCUCAGUACUAUCAGGACUUCAAUCAGGAACUCAAUCGCAGCAGAACGAAGAAUGGCAGCUUCUCUCAUUCGUCUGCACUUUCACGAUUGCUUUGUUCAGGGUUGUGAUGCCUCUAUCUUACUCGACGAGACUCCAACGAUAGAGAGUGAAAAGACUGCACUACCCAAUAAGGAUUCUGCCAGAGGUUACGGAGUUAUAGACAAAGCAAAAUCAGCAGUAGAAAAGAUAUGCCCUGGAAUUGUAUCCUGUGCAGAUAUCCUAGCUGUGGCAGCAAGGGAUGCUUCUGCUUACGUGGGUGGUCCAUCAUGGACAGUGAUGCUUGGAAGAAAAGACUCAACUACUGCAAGUCGAACUCUUGCCAACAGUGAACUUCCUAGUUUUAAAGAUGGCCUUGACAGACUUAUUUAUCGUUUUCAGAGUAAAGGCCUUAGUGCAAGGGACAUGGUUGCUUUAUCAGGUUCACAUACACUAGGUCAAGCUCAGUGCUUCACAUUUCGUGAUAGGAUUUACACCAAUAGCACUUCCAUUGAUGCUGGUUUUGCUAGCACUCGCCGCCGUGGUUGUCCAGCUGUUGGUGGUGAUGCAAAAUUGGCUGCGCUUGAUUUAGUCACGCCCAAUUCUUUUGACAACAAUUACUUCAAGAAUCUGAUACAAAAGAAAGGUCUUCUUGAAUCAGAUCAAGUUCUGUUUAGUGGAGGUUCUACAGAUAGCAUUGUCUCAGAAUAUAGCAGGAGUCCUGCAGCUUUUAGUUCUGACUUUGCAUCUGCAAUGAUCAAAAUGGGAAAUAUUAUCAAUGGAAAUGCUGGGCAGAUAAGAAAGAUUUGCAGUGCCGUCAACUAGUUUGUCCUUCAUGAUUGCCAUCGAUAAACUGUAAUAAUUAAUUGCACAUGUCCUACUCCAUUCCCCCACAAUUUUUUUAUUUCUUUUUAUUAAUUAUUAAUUAUUUUAUUCAUUCUCAA